Cordyceps fumosorosea ARSEF 2679 is the source of this 765-nucleotide messenger RNA. RefSeq names its product P450 family sporulation-specific N-formyltyrosine oxidase Dit2. Lineage: Eukaryota; Fungi; Ascomycota; Sordariomycetes; Hypocreales; Cordycipitaceae. Gene Ontology annotation, molecular function: heme binding; monooxygenase activity; oxidoreductase activity, acting on paired donors, with incorporation or reduction of molecular oxygen. The transcript is spliced from 6 exons. The record is from RefSeq and is a predicted model, not a curated record. The coding region runs from base 1 to 765 and encodes 254 amino acids.
AUGGAGGUAAUGCAAGACUUUAUCCUUCCCGCCCUCAAGGGCCUUCCCAGCACCGUCUGGACAGGCCUCGGCAUCCUGGACACCUUGGUGAGCGCCUUGCUAUACGGCCCCGCGAUGCCUCACGACUUCCCGCACAACAUCUCCCGGACAAUCCUCGUCACCAAGCCCGAGUACCUCUUGCAGAUGGGCGCCAAGCUGUUCGGUAUCAACAUCAUCGGCUCGGACGGUGAGCAGUGCGCCACCUUCCGCAAGCUCCUCAAGGACGGCUUCUGCCUGCCCGCGCCGCCCGACUCGUUCCGUCAAAAGGCCCGGGACCAGUCCGACAGGCUGCUGCAGGCCUAUCAGGAGCAGCCCGGCGGCGUGCUCAUCGGCCCCGACGUCUGGCGCUGGGCGCUCUCCGCUCGGGGGCGAGUCCUGGGUGUGCAGAACCGCAAGCUUAUGAGCCGCCUUAAGGGCCUGUUCCCGUUCCUCGACAACCUGCCCUUCAAGCUGGACGUCACGCGGCGCACCGACACGCUGCUGCACGAGUUGCAGCUCCGGCUGCUUCAGCUCGCCGAGGACCGCCUGCACCGCGCGCGCGAGCAGUACCUCAUGUCCGACUACCACUGGCAGCUCCUGCGAGACGAAGUGACUAGGGACAUUCCCUGGAAUUAUUCGUUCAGGGACUUGAACCGCCUGCCGCUGCUCAACGCGGUCGUCUACAAGGCGCUGCGGCUGUACCAGCUGCUCGGGCAUAUCUCGAACCGCAUCGCGACGGAGCUGUGA